GGCAGUGAAGGUAGAUCUUGUGAUUGAAAAGAGAGACGAAAAUAAUUGAACAAGUACAACAAAAAUAGGAAGAAAUGGCAGAUAUAAAAGGAUCAUCAACUGCUGGUUGUAAUGACAAGUGUGGUUGUCCUUCUCCUUGCCCUGGUGAUAAUACUUGCAGGUGCACAACAUCAGGAGGAGAUAUGGAUCACAAGAUAUGUUCAUGCGGGGAGCAUUGUGGGUGCAAUCCGUGCACUUGUAGCAAGACGGAGGCGACGGGCACAGGCAAGGCUUCCUGCAGGUGUGGGAGCGGCUGCACUUGUUCAACAUGCUCUGCUUGAGGAGAGGAUGGAACAGUGAUGUUGUUUGAAAGUGUUUUCAUCAAGAGUCAACUUUUAUGAUGAGAGUAGAGUCUGUAGACUCUGUACUGUACCUUUUAUAUGAGCCUUGUAUUAUGUAUCAGUUUGUUUGGGUAUCUGAAUAAUAAAAGUUUCAGUUCAGAACUUCAACUUGGCAGGUUUA
Chenopodium quinoa (quinoa) is the source of this 501-nucleotide messenger RNA. Its product is annotated as metallothionein-like protein 4B. The transcript is spliced from 2 exons. NCBI's taxonomy places the organism in Eukaryota, Viridiplantae, Streptophyta, Magnoliopsida, Caryophyllales, Amaranthaceae. Gene Ontology annotation, molecular function: zinc ion binding. The coding region runs from base 75 to 320 and encodes 81 amino acids. The record is from RefSeq and is a predicted model, not a curated record.